AUGGUCGGUGAGCGUCCUAACCGCCAUGCCACCGACGCCCCGUUGAUAAUUAAUGAGAAGAUACUAUUCAUAGUAAAUUCCUUGGUCUACCAUUCAGUCCUAAGCCUGGAAAUCAGGGAAAGCUGGGCAUAAGACUAACUAACAAUCUCACUCCGUGAAGAAAACGACUCCAUUGCCAUGAAAAUUCAAAGCAUAGGAGGUUUAAACUUAUUUUCCUCUAGAAUAGGAAAGAUUCCUCAAUUCAAGGAAGGAUGAUGUCAUUGGGUGCGAGAGUUCGGGUAGCCAGUUAGGGUAUGUGUCUACUUUGAGUGAAAGCAAAAGCACCAUGUUUUAGGUUGGCUUGAAAGGCUAUUUAGAUUGUGAAAGAAAUGACAAGAUACGGUAGAAAAGUAUUACCAAUUUAUAAGAGCAUAUGGGCUGGAAGAAAACUCUGUAGUUUAUUAACUGGCGAGUCAAUAAUCUAUUCCGGUCACCUGGACGGUAACCCCGAAGCAAUCUGAUUUUGUGGCUGUCAGUAUGUCACCGACAUCAUUGGAGGCGCCGUUUUAUAAUAGGGAACCAUUCUCCUCCAGGGUUAUGACAAAAAGACUCAACUGAAAAGGUAGAGAAGUUACUAUCACAUAAUGCUACGCACCUACAAACGACUCAAAUCUGGUGAUGAAUAAGGACUUAUGCAGGCAACUGUAAGCAGUAAUAUGUACAAGAUUUCCCAAUCUACCGAUCGUCUAUUUACUCAUGACUGUUAAACUUUUUGCUGAUAUUUUUAUUAAAUUUCUAGUCCGUAUUCAUCUGCACUUCAGUUCAGUAUUUUCAUUCUGCAAAACUUUUAACAAACAUACGGAACAAGUUAAUCGUCAGAAAUCGUCGAAGCAUCCUCACAAGGAGCCAACUUGUCGACAAUCAAUCAACAGGAAAAAUGAAAUAUGAAUUAAUAAUAAAAUACCUUACAAAGGCCUGUUUUUUUUACUGACCUCUGUAGUCAAAAUGGGUUCACCUCAACUCGUGGACACUUUUGCCUCUCAACCAUUGGUAUGUGAUGUAAACUCGGAUAUGAUCGCUGAUUUAUAUGGUGAAACAUCAAAACGCGAAAGAGUGGUUUAUUUUGGCGGGAGUGAAUUGAAAAAAUUGUCUGCCUCAUACGCUGGUCCAUCAUGGUCACGACUUGGUUAUUCAGCCUUUGGUGAUGUUAACGGAGAUUAUAUCCCUGAUUUUGUUAUUCUUGUGGAUGAUGGGAAUACACAACAACUACAAGUUAUAACCCGAAGUCUGUCAUCCGUCGGUUCAUUACCUGAUGUGUCUAAUGCUGAACUGAUUGAACUUGAUCCGAAAUUGCUGAGCUCACCAAAGUCUGUUUUAGGCCUGUUUGUUUUGAAUGACUUCGACUACGAUGGAUCAAUUGAUUUACUGCUACCUGUGUGUACAGAUGCUAAUUGUUUGGACUCUAGUUACAUGUAUAUGUAUUCCUUUAAAAAUAAAAAAUGGUCCCCUAUUGACAUAAACUGGCAACCUUCAAAUGCCAAGGAAGACAGUGAAGUCAAAUGGUCUUUAACAUCGAUUCCACAAAUAAAGUCCAGCGCUUUACUUACAAGUUCUCUAGUUGGUCCGACUGUAGGUGAUGUCAACAUGGAUGGCAAACCUGAUUUUGCUAUGGGAGUUACAAGCUACACAAAAAGUGGUCAAGCUACAGGAACUUAUCCAGCAGUAUUCAUUAAUCAAGGAUUUAACUCACGCGGAGUUCUUACUUUCCAACUUACUUUACUAUCUGGUGUUGAAUUACCACCGGAUAAUAAAAGAAUACGCCAGUUGGCCUUCUUUGAUCAAACUGAUGAUAGCAUUCUAGACCUGUUCGUUGUUUCGCUGAAUUCUCAUGACCAACCAUCGGCUCAAUUAUUCCUUAAUUCUAUCGAUGCAGAUCCAUACUUUAUCAAGGUUACUGUUCUUAACGGACUUUGCUCAUCUUCUGAUGUAUGCUCAGAUGGAAGACUACCAUAUGGUCUCCCAGUGACUGGUAUAAGCUCUUUUUUGGAUACUGAAGCUGCUUCGGGUGGUCGUCAACUUUCUUCUGCACUGUUAAGUUCUCAGAGUUGUUGUAGUGCUCUUCAAGUGCCGUUUGAAGUAUUAGGCUUGGGUCCAUUUGCAAAUUAUGUGGAAAAACUAACUGUGUCGAUACCUCCAUCUAAAGAUGCUAUUCGAUCACGUUUACUAUCAUUUAUAGUUCCCAAAGCUCAAAUUGUUAUCAAUCCAUAUCCUUUGAAUAAUCCUUCGGCAUGGACUAUGAAAUUGUUUCUGCAACCAUUAUACAACAUGAAGGUGUUAUACAUAGCCAUUACACUACUAUGUAUCUGUAUACUACUCUUAAUCAUCAUUGGUAUUCUUCAAUGGUUCGAGUUUCGUGAAGAUCGGUUAGAAAAGCAGAAAGAAUCACAACGUUUUCAUUUUGACGCAAUGUGA
Messenger RNA from Trichobilharzia regenti, 2451 nucleotides. The record is from the annotation of a GenBank genome assembly. Lineage: Eukaryota; Metazoa; Platyhelminthes; Trematoda; Strigeidida; Schistosomatidae.